Chelonoidis abingdonii (Abingdon island giant tortoise) is the source of this 1910-nucleotide messenger RNA. The record is from RefSeq and is a predicted model, not a curated record. Lineage: Eukaryota; Metazoa; Chordata; Testudines; Testudinidae.
GAGAAGCAGAGAUCGAGAGUGACGAUGACGAUGACUAUGAUGAUGACUGCAAAAAAUCGUCAACGGAUGAAGGCACUGCUGGCAGAGAAGCCAUGGCCACUGAAGAAAUGUCUAACCUGGUGAACUACAUACAGCCAGUGAAGUUUGAGUCUUUUGAGAUAUCAAAAAAACGCAACAGGAGUUUUGAAAUGUCUUCCUUUGUGGAAACCAAAGGGCUUGAGCAACUCACGAAGUCUCCAGUGGAAUUCGUGGAAUAUAACAAAAGGCAGCUUAGCAGGAUUUAUCCAAAGGGAACACGUGUAGAUUCCUCAAACUACAUGCCUCAAGUCUUCUGGAAUGCUGGCUGUCAACUGGUUGCUCUUAACUUCCAAACUGUAGAUUUGUCUAUGCAAAUAAACAUGGGGAUGUAUGAAUACAAUGGCAAAAGUGGUUACAGGCUAAAGCCAGAGUUUAUGAGAAGACCAGACAAACAUUUUGACCCGUUUACUGAAAGUAUUGUGGAUGGAAUAGUAGCCAACACUUUGUCUGUGAAGAUAAUUUCAGGUCAGUUUCUUUCGGAUAAAAAAGUUGGUACUUAUGUAGAAGUAGACAUGUUUGGCCUGCCUGUGGAUACAAGACGAAAAGCUUUAAAGACAAAGACCUCUCAAGGCAAUGCUGUUAAUCCUGUAUGGGAAGAAGAACCCAUAGUAUUUAAGAAGGUGGUUCUGCCUUCUCUGGCAUGUUUGAGGAUAGCAGUAUACGAAGAAGGAGGAAAGUUUAUCGGACAUCGGAUAUUGCCUGUCUCAGCAAUUCGACCAGGCUAUCACUACAUCUGUCUGAGGAAUGAGCGGAACCAGCCUUUGAUGCUGCCAGCAGUCUUUGUGUAUAUAGAGGUUAAAGACUACGUACCCGAUACUUAUGCAGACGUGAUUGAAGCAUUAUCCAAUCCAAUUAGAUAUGUAAACUUGAUGGAACAAAGAGCUAAACAGCUGGCAGCACUCACACUGGAGGAUGAAGAAGAGGUAAAGAAAGAGGUUGAUCAGGGGGAUGCACCAUCAGAAGCUAAUAAUGAGCCCAGACCAACACCAGCAGAAAAUGGACUAAGUCACUCCACUUCUCUGACAACGAAGCCAGCAACUCAGGUUGUCCAUAGUCAACCAACCCCGGGUUCUGUGAAAGCACCUGCAAAAACUGAAGAUCUUAUUCAGAGUGUCCUAACAGAAGUGGAAGCACAGACUAUUGAGGAGCUAAAACAACAGAAGUCAUUUGUUAAACUUCAGAAGAAGCACUACAAAGAAAUGAAGGACCUUGUAAAGAAACACCACAAGAAAACUACUGAUCUGAUCAAAGAGCACACUGCAAAAUACAACGAAAUCCAGAACGACUACCUGCGUCGUAGGGCAGUCUUAGAAAAAAACACAAAAAGGGAAAGUAAGAAAAGAUGUGAAACUGGCAGCCCGGAUCACAGUUCAACUAUUGAACAAGAACUGGCUGCCCUUGACUCAGAAAUGACCCAGAAGUUAAUAGAACUAAAGGAAAAGCAACAACAGCAGCUCCUCAAUCUCCGACAGGAACAGUAUUAUAGUGAAAAGUAUCAGAAGCGAGAACAUAUUAAGCUGCUCAUUCAGAAGCUGACAGAUGUGGCAGAGGAAUGUCAGAGCAGCCAGUUAAAGAAACUGAAAGAGACUUGUGAAAAAGAAAAGAAGGAGUUAAAGAAGAAAAUGGACAAGAAGAGGCAGGAGAAGAUCACAGAAGCUAAAUCCAAGGAUAAAAAUCAAGUGGACGAGGAGAAGACGGAAAUGAUUCGAUCAUAUAUCCAGGAAGUGGUGCAGUACAUAAAGAGGCUAGAAGAUGCUCAGAGUAAAAGACAGGAGAAACUUGUAGAAAAACACAAGGAGAUUCGUCAGCAAAUACUGGAUGAAAAGCCCAAG